GAACCGACAUCUGAGACAUCGGGACAACCGGGCGGAGGAACCGUUCGUUGACAAUGUUGUGCCGUCGCAUGCGACUGACCGAGCGCCAUCUUCAACCACCGAGAGAACCACUGGCAGGACCGAUAGUUCGACCAUGUACAGCAAGGAAACUGAUGAACCUGGACACAGCCACCAGCAAUACCAUCUCCAACGCGAACACGACCACCACGACCACCGGCAGCAACAACGUCGGCAGCAGCUCCGCUCACACAAUCAUCACUAUUCCUACGGGCGACGAAGCCGGGACGCAUUGUGAGGGACAACCGUUUUCACCACGUGGGAGGAAACCGACCGAAGGGCCCAAAACGCCUCUGAUGAUUGUUAAUUUGAACAUCCCGCCCGGUACGGAAACACUCGCGCCGAAAAGCGCAUCCCGCUCGGAGCGCCACAAACUGCCCCACUUCUGCAUGCAGUAUCGUAACUUCGGAAGAUACUGCUCGGCACCACCGGGAUGUACAUCGGGACACGGGUCCGCCGUUCCGACCGGUGUGAUCGGGACAUCAGGCUCACCCGGCAGUGGUCUCAUUCCGCAGAUAUUCAUCCAAAGUUUCGAGCUGCAGGAUCGCCGAGCGGCGGACGGACCGGCUGGAGCGGCCGAACACGAUCAGCAGCAGGGAAGCCAACAGUACAACAUUAUUACCGAGAACGACGAGGAUACGUUUGCGACGCUACUGUUGGACAACAUCUCAAACAUUUCGCUCGAGAUGAUACAGCGCCACCAGCAGAAGUUGCUCGGUACGACCGCGUCCUCCAUUACCGAGAGUCCACACGUCACGGGAGCUACGGGUGGUAGUGCGACCUGUUUCCAGCACGUCGAGGGCUGUAGCAGCAUGGAGCGAACGGAGAGCAAAACCUCUACCGACGUUUUAUUGCCCUUGGAUGGAAGGAUGGAUUCGCAUGAGGAGCGUGACCGGCAGCCAAGCAGAGGCCAGUCAGCAUCCGGUCCUUCCGCCGAUCGGUUGGCAGUUACGCAGGAAAGUAUGGACGAUCAGAAUCCAGACAUUCCUGCAGGUUAUAGGUCACUCUGCUACCGGACCCCAAGUCCCAAGACGCGUCAGAUCAUAAGAGUGGACAUUGUUACCAGCAGGGAGAAGUACUGAAGAUUUGCCUAGAGUAGCUGACAUCGUUGGUGAUUGCUUUAAUCGUUGGAAGAUGCGAAAAAUAAUAAAUAAACCUCGUU
Anopheles maculipalpis is the source of this 1219-nucleotide messenger RNA. RefSeq lists its product as uncharacterized. The coding region runs from base 54 to 1139 and encodes 361 amino acids. The record is from RefSeq and is a predicted model, not a curated record. The transcript has 2 exons. Lineage: Eukaryota; Metazoa; Arthropoda; Insecta; Diptera; Culicidae.